UUUUGCUCACUACCACCCACCUGCAACAGACUGAAAAUAUCAAUGGAGCUCUCAACAUGCUCGCCGGAAAAACUCGCCGGAUUAUUCAGCACCAACACAACUGACUCUUCCGGCGCCGUCGCCGCCGCCGCCUAUAUCUGCAAUCGACUAGAUUCCUUUUCAAGUCGUUUCACUGACACAACCUACGCCGUAGAUUCAACCUAUCUCCUUUUCUCCGCCUACCUCGUAUUCUCAAUGCAACUCGGCUUCGCAAUGCUCUGCGCCGGCUCCGUCCGAGCAAAAAACACAAUGAACAUCAUGCUCACAAACGUCCUCGACGCCGCCACCGGAGCAAUCUCAUACUACCUCUUCGGUUUCGCCUUCGCGUUCGGCGUUCAAUCAAACGGAACAGCAAAUGAGUUCAUCGGUCAUCAUAACUUCGCUCUACAUUCAUUUCCUAACGAGAAACUAGAUUACAGCAAUUUCUUAUAUCAAUGGGCGUUUGCUAUCGCCGCUGCGGGUAUAACAAGUGGAUCUAUAGCUGAAAGAACUCAAUUCGUUGCUUAUUUGAUUUACUCAUCGUUCUUAACUGGAUUUGUAUAUCCUUUAGUUUCUCAUUGGUUCUGGUCUGAAACCGGUUGGGCUUCCCCUUUCAAAUCAGAUAACUUACUUUUCAAAUCUGGAGUAAUCGAUUUCGCAGGCUCAGGUGUUGUUCAUAUGGUUGGUGGAAUCGCAGGUUUAUACGGUGCCCUAAUUGAAGGACCGAGAAUCGGCCGAUUCGAUCGCAGCGGUCGAUCAAUCGCUCUCCGUGGACAUAGCGCUUCACUCGUUGUUCUUGGUACAUUCCUUCUCUGGUUCGGUUGGUAUGGAUUCAAUCCAGGUUCAUUCAAUCAAAUCCUGAAGAAAUACACAUCAAAUCCAAAUCCAUCUUCCUACGGUCAAUGGAGUGCGAUCGGAAGAACCGCCGUGACAACAACCCUAGCCGGAUCCACCGCCGGAUUAACAACUCUCUUCAUAAAACGGUUACUCUCCGGCCACUGGAACGUAACCGACGUCUGUAACGGUUUACUAGGCGGUUUCGCGGCGAUAACCGCCGGUUGCUCCGUGGUUGACCCAUGGGCAGCUAUUAUAUGUGGGUUUAUAGCGUCUCUUGUUUUAAUCGGGUUUAAUAAAUUGGCGGAGCGGUUUAAAUUUGAUGACCCGCUUGAGGCAGCCCAACUUCAUGGCGGGUGUGGUACUUGGGGUGUUAUAUUUACUGGUUUGUUUGCUGAAGAGAAGUAUGUUAAUGAAGUGUAUCCGGGUCAGGUGGGUCGGCCGUUUGGGUUAUUGAUGGGUGGUGGGUGGGGGCUUUUGGGGGCGAAUGUGGUCGAGAUUUUGGUUAUAUUCGGGUGGGUUAGUGUUACGAUGGGUCCGCUUUUUUUGAUUCUUAAGAAAUUGAAACUUCUUCGGAUCUCGGCCGAAGAUGAGAUGGCGGGUAUGGAUCUUACUAGGCAUGGCGGGUUUGCUUAUGCUUAUUAUGAAGAUGAGAAUGAUUCGAAUAGACAUGGGGUUCAAUUUACUAAUGGUGUUAAUUGAAUUUGAACCGGCCGGGUCGGUUUAAGUAUAGACUAAUGUGUAAUUAAUUAAUGUUUCUAUUAUAAAUUAAGUUGUGAAUGUAUAAUUUCAGUUGAGAAGUUAUGGACUUAAUAACUUUUUUUUGUGGAUC
This is a messenger RNA of Impatiens glandulifera, 1684 nucleotides long. Its product is annotated as ammonium transporter 1 member 1-like. Gene Ontology annotation, molecular function: ammonium channel activity. The transcript has a single exon. The record is from RefSeq and is a predicted model, not a curated record. Gene Ontology annotation, cellular component: membrane. Gene Ontology annotation, biological process: ammonium transmembrane transport; ammonium homeostasis. Bases 43 to 1554 code for a protein of 503 amino acids. Lineage: Eukaryota; Viridiplantae; Streptophyta; Magnoliopsida; Ericales; Balsaminaceae.